AUGGCAGCAGCUGAGGAGGGACGUGGUGGCGGCGACCUUACUCUCUUCGUGUAUGAUCGGCGCCAGAAUAAGUCAGACGACAGCGAGAAAGUUCUUGAAUGUCGCGAAGAAAACUAUGGGAAUUUCCGUAGCGCCGUGUGCCAGGUAUUUGGCAUUUCUUCUGAAGAAAAAUUCAUUAUCACAACAACUAAUAGAAAGGAGAUCACAAAUGAAAACUUUGGUGAAAUGGUUAAAGACAAGAUGACUUUCUAUUUGCUACAGUCAAUUGAUCAAUCACUCUCAUCAGCAACACAGGAGCGUAUUGAUUUCCUUCCACAUUAUGACACACUUGUGAAAAGUGGAAUGUAUGAAUACUAUGCUAGUGAAGGGCAAAAUCCUCUACCAUUUGCUCUUGCAGAAUUAAUUGAUAACUCUCUAUCAGCUACUUCUCAAAAUACUGGUGUCCGGAGAAUACAGUUAAAGCUGUUAUUUGAUGACACCCAAGGAAAACUAGCUGUUGCUGUGAUUGAUAAUGGAAGAGGCAUGACAUCUAAACAGCUUAAUAACUGGGCUGUUUAUCGGUUGUCAAAGUUUACACGACAAGGCGAUAUAGAGAGUGAUCAUGCCGGAUAUGUACGUCCUCCAGCAGUGCCUCGCAGUUUAAACAGUGAUAUAUCAUAUUUUGGGGUUGGUGGUAAACAAGCAGUGUUUUUUGUUGGACAAUCUGCCAGAAUGAUAAGCAAACCUGCAGAUUCUCAAGAUGUUCAUGAGCUUGUCCUUUCCAAAGAAGAUUUUGAAAAGAAAGAGAAAAACAAAGAAUCUAUAUACAGUGGAUAUAUUAGAAACAGAAAGCCAUCUGACUCUUCCCACAUUGUUAAUGAUGAGGAACAAUUCCUGCAUAAUCUUAUCAUGGAAGAAAAAGAUAAAGCGAGUUUCACUGCAGUAGUUAUUACUGGAGUACAGCCGGAACAUGUGCAGUACCUGAAAAACAAUUUUCACCUUUGGCCGAGACAACUGACACACAUAUAUCAUUACUAUAUCCAUGGACCCAAAGGAAAUGACAUCAAUCCAUCAAUGAAGGAAACAAGCGCUUUCAAUAAUAUUGAUAUUGAGAUUUCUAUGUUUGAAAAGGGGAAGACGCCUAAGAUUAUGAAUCUUCGAGAAAUCAAAGAUGAUAUGCAGACCUUAUAUAUAAAUACUGCAUCGGAUAUUUUUGAGUUCAAAGCUCAUGUGGAAGGAGAUGGUGUAGUGGAAGGCGUUAUGCGUUAUCAUCCUUUCUUGUAUGAUAAAGAAACCUACCCUGACGAUCCUUGCUUUCCUUCAAGAUUAAAAGAUGAUGACGAUGAUGAUGAUUGCUAUGAGAUAGAAAAGGGAGCUAGAGGAAAAAGACCCAUUUUUGAAUGUUUUUGGAAUGGAAGAUUAAUACCAUAUACAACCGUGGAAGACUUUGAGUGGUGUGCUCUUCCCAAGAAGAGAGGACUUACUCCAGUUGAAUGUUACAACAGAAUUUCUGGUGCAUUGUUUACAAAUGACAAAUUUCAGGUCAGCACGAACAAGCUGACUUUCAUGGAUUUAGAGUUAAAGUUAAAAGACAAAAAUACACUUUUUACAAGAGUUGUCAAUGGACAGGAACAGAGAAUGAAAAUUGACAGAGAAUUUGCAUUAUGGCUCAAGGACUGCCAUGAAAAAUAUGACAAACAGAUAAAAUUUACUCUCUUCGAAGGAACAAUUACACGCACUGAUUUGGCCUCUAAAAGAAUGCAGAGACCUUGGGCUACCUAUUUGGCAAUAGAGUGGGAUGGAAAAACAUACAAAGCUGGGCAGCUGGUAAAGACAAUUAAAACGCUUCCAAUUCUCCAUGGAAGAAUAACAAAUUUUUUCCUAUAUGGAGAUCAUAAUGGAGAUGUGUAUGCUACUGGAGGAGAUGUUCAGAUCGCUUUAGAACCUCAGGAACUAUAUGCGGAAACAAAGAUAGUUCCAAUAUGCAAACUUGAUCGUUCAGUGUCCGACAAGGCAGUGAAAAAAUACAUUGAGGAGGAAAUGGCCAGACUUCCUGAUAGGUUGUCAGUAACAUGGCCUGAAGGAGACGAACUGUUACCAAAUGAAACCAAGCAUGCAGGAGCUACUAUAGGAGCACUAAGAAUAGAAAUACUGAAUAAAAAGGGAGAGGCUAUGCAAAAGCUUCCUGGUUCAAGUCAUGGAGGAUCGAAGAAAUUGCUUGUUGAACUUAAGAUUAAUUUGCAUUCACCUAGUGGAAAUAAGGAAAUCAUUUCUCAUAUCAGUCAGCAUGGGGGUAAAUGGCCUUACUGGUUUAAAAAAAUGGAAAAUAUGAAUAAACUUGGGACCUACACACUGAAAUUGCAAGUGGUAUUGAAUGAAAGCAAUGCUGAUACUUAUGCAGGACGAUCACUUCCAUCUAAAACAUUUAAAUUUAAUAUAAUAGAGGGCAAGGCUCACAAGUUUUCAAUAGGUCUUUUGGAUCCUCCAUUCCGGGUUGGGUGUCCAUUCAAUAUUCCUCUAGAUGUCCAGGAUGAAUUUGGUCAUGCUACUCAUCUGACAGAUGAUAUUGUACCAAUCCUUGAGGCUAGUGGUUUAACAUUACAGUAUGAAGAAACAGAUAGAGGACCGAAUUGUGCCAUUAAGGGCAUAACUGCUAAAGGUCUUGUGAACAAUUACCAGGGCAAGAACUUCUCUCUGAAAAUCACUCUUCCUGGUCUGAAAGAAGAAUCCCAGGUAUUGAAAAUUAAACUUCACCCAGGCCCACCCCGGAAGCUAAAUGUCAUGCCAGAUUCUGACAUCUUGAAAACUGAGAAUGGAAAAGCAUUCCCUUUUCAAGUUGAAGUGCUAGAUGAAGUAGGCAACAUAACAGCACAACAAAAACUAAUUGUUCUUUGCAAGUUUUCAGGAGCUUCAGACCUUCCUGUGUAUACGGUGGAUUGCAGCAAUGCUGGAUCAAAUAUCUUAACUGGACCAGUUCUGCAAGUUCAGAACAUAAAGAAAGAUCAGACACUUAAAGCAAGGAUUGAAAUACCUAGUUGUAAAGAUGUGCCACCUCUAGAGAAGACCAUUAAAUUGCUUCCCAGCAGCCGUGUUACAAAAUUACAGAUUUUAAGUAUUGAGGGAGAUAAGGCUAUUCAAAUAAAGCACCUUGAUGAAAUUAACUGGAUUGCAGGUGACGUGAUGCAGAAUCUUAUCUUCCAAAUAUAUGAUGAGGGGGAAAGAGAGAUCAUAAUAACUCCAGCUCUGGCUGAAAAAAUUAAGGUAAAUUGGACCCCAAAGAUUAAUAAAGAACAGCUGAUUAAUGGAUUGUUACCUGAUGUGAAAGUACCAACAUCUGUAAAUGAUGUACGCUAUUAUUUAGUUACAUUCCAUGAUGACCAUAUAUCUUUGGAAAGUGGAUUUACAGUCAGACCACUUGCUGAUGACCCAAAAAACAUUAAAUGCAGAAUAAAAGGAUCAAAUAUAUUACAUAUGGGUGAAACAUUACAAAGUGAAAUUGAGGUAAUGAUUACAGAUCAGCAUGAAAAUCAUAUUCAAAACUUGACAUCAUCGUGUCUGACUUCCUUGGGAAUUUCUGGGAAUGGUCUGGAUAAGUCAGAUUUGAGAACUGUUUGGCAGGAAGAUACACAAAGUAUUUCUGUCAGAGGUAUCAGGUUUAAACCAGGUCCUCCUGGAACCAAAGAACUGUGCUUUGCUUGGCGUGAAUUUUCUCAUUUCCUGAGAUUAAAUUUGAUUGCAGGACCUCCAGCUAAAUUGGUGCUUGUGGACUGGACAGAGUUAGAGGAAUGUGUGUCAGUGAUUAAUGGCAGAGAACUACAGAAACCUCUUAUAGUCCAGCUCUGCGAUCAGUGGAAUAACCCAUCUUUUGAACCUAACGUCAAAAUCAACCUUGUAAAGGCUAACGACUUAAAGAUUAUUCCUUCAAACCAGCUACAAAAAACAAAUGAAAAUGGUACCGCAGAUUUUGGAGUUGUUAGUAUUCAUGCUCCCAGAGGAGAGCAUAUGUUUCAGUUUAAAGCCUCAUACAACAAGAACACACUAAACAGUGCAGUAGUCACAUUAAAUGUUCUCCCUGACCCCGAGAAACCUACACGUUUGAAUGUCAAGUAUGACAAGAAUGCUACCUUUGCAGCUGGAGGCAUCUUUCCUGACUUCAUGAUUAGUGUUACUUCUGAAGAUGACAACAUUAUUAAAAAUAUAAAUCCAGGAAGAAUUUGUAUGAAAAUGUGGGAAGAGCACAGUAGUGGAACUCUAGCACAGAAUGUUACAACGUUUGGCUGUACCAAAACAAAAGAUGACAAGGAUGAGAGCUUUUUUUACUUCAGGGAAAAAAUUCCAGAGGAAGUGGGCACAUACAACAUCCAGUUUGCAUUUGCCAUUGACAGAAUAAAUAUUCUUAACAGUGAACAGAUUAAAAUUCCAGUGGCACCUAAUGAACCAGCACAGUUGAUGCCAAGAACUUUGCCAAAUACUCCUGCAGUUUCGAAUGUUGAGGCUGUUGGCAGUCGAACCCUUGUCAAGGACUUGACCCUCACCAUAAUGGAUGAAUACAAAAACUGUACUGGAAACGAUUUAAAUGGAAAAAUUAUAGCUAAAAUUAAAAGUUCAAUUGAGAAAGACACAGAAAUUCCGCUAUUUCAAGGUAACACAACUACAGUUGAGUUUCCUCUUCAUCAAGGAAUUGUUGAAAUUGAGGAUCUUGUGUUAGCAGAAAAUAGUCCAGGGAGAGAUAGUACUGAAUAUAUUCUUGUAUUUGAGCCAGUCAUACCAACUUUGAAAAGAGAUUUAGAACCUUACUCUCUGUCGUUUCUGUUUUACAAUGGUUAUAAGAAACAACAGGAGAUGGCAACACUUACAAAAAAGAGAGACAAACUAUCUCAUACAAUAAAAACGUACAGAAAUACGUUUGACGCCAAUCAACAGCUUCUCACAGAAAUAAAAUGUCAAGCUGAGGAAGCUCAAACAAAAGAGGCCCAACUGAAGAAUGAAUUGCACAGACUUGGGAUUGUCAUACCUCCGACUAAUGUUCUGCAAUAUGUUGAAACUCUAAUAAAACAAAAGAGGUCUGAGCAGGAAGGAAUAAUGAAACAACCUAGAAGAACAUGCGCGCUUAAAACUUGUCCCAAAGGUAGUCAAGAUGUUUUGGGCAAGAUUUCACACUUAGCACAGAUUGAAGAUAAUGAAGCAGCAAAGGUCAUCUCCUGGCAUUUGGCAAGUGAUAUGGACUGUGUAGUCACUCUGACAACUGCUGCUGCUCGCCGUAUCUUUGAUGAAACCCAAGGCCGGCAGCAGGUAUUGCCCCUUGAUUCUGUUUAUAAGAAGAAUCUUCCAGACUGGAACAGGCCUUUACCUCACAUACGAAAUGGAAAAAACUUUUUCAAGCCUAUUGGAAAUCCUUUAUUUGCCAGGAAUUUGCUAACAUUUCCAGAACACACAGAGAACUGCCAGACAGUGUUUGGGAUGCUCUUAGGGGAUACCAUUAUUAUUGACAAUUUGGAUGCUGCCAAUCAUUACAGAAAAGAGAUUGUGAAAAUCACACAUUGCCCAACUUUAUUGACAAGAGAAGGAGACAGAAUUCGCAGCAAUGGAAAGUUUGGAGGUCUUCAGAAUAAAGCCCCUCCCAUGGAUAAACUUCGAGGAAUGGUCUUUGGGGCACCUCUGCCACAACAUUACAAUAUUCUCUCUACACAGAUAGAUCUCCUUCACCAGUACCAUACUGCAGCUGUCAAACUUAAUAAAAUAAACACAGAACUUGAACAUCAAGAGCACUCAUUUAAUACUCCUGAAAUGCAAAAAAAGAAAGAAGAGCUUGCUGAGCAGGAGGCAAAUCUCAGGCUAAUAGAGCAACAAUUAGGUAUGAACUCAUCAGGUCGAUGCACCAAAUCAUCAUUUCACGCAGAAAGAUUUGAUUCACUUGAUACUCCAAAUCCUCCAAAAAGAAUUCGGAGAGAAAUAACCAAACGAUUAUAUAGUUCAGAAGAAUGGGUCUCAGCUUCACCUGCAAAGAAACAACAGCAAACAGCAACUGCUACAUCAGAAGUUAACGGAACAUCCCGAAAAAAGAAAACAUAAACCAACCACCUUUGUUAAAGCAACUUGUCUAAUGAAAUAUGUAUAAGUUGAAAAAAUGAAAUUAUUGUUGUUACUGUCAUUAAUGCUUUUAUACUGAUAGAAAAUUGUUCUUGUUAGUAACAACAGUUGGCUUAAUUUUGUAUAGAUCUUUAUAAUGUCUAUUAUCGUCAUUUAUUAGACUUCAACAUGAGGAAGUAUAAAUAUACUUUUUUAUUUAUGAAAAUUUUCAAAUUUUGCAAUAAAAUCAUUGCAAUACUGAAA
Messenger RNA from Elgaria multicarinata webbii, 6312 nucleotides. RefSeq names its product structural maintenance of chromosomes flexible hinge domain containing 1 (gene SMCHD1). Gene Ontology annotation, molecular function: protein binding; ATP binding. The record is from RefSeq and is a predicted model, not a curated record. Gene Ontology annotation, biological process: chromosome organization; double-strand break repair. The coding region runs from base 1 to 6051 and encodes 2016 amino acids. The transcript is spliced from 48 exons. Gene Ontology annotation, cellular component: chromosome. NCBI's taxonomy places the organism in Eukaryota, Metazoa, Chordata, Lepidosauria, Squamata, Anguidae.